AUGCGUCUUACCACCCUGCUCCUCGGCAUUUUCCCCGCUGCCCUCAUGGCGUCUCCCCUUGAGACCAAUGUUAUGGACGUUGCGCAGAGUAACGUUGACGUUACUGCCAAAUUCUGGGGUGGCGACCUCUGCGACGGACCGGUUGACUCGAUCAGCCUUGUAGGCUCUGGUUCCUAUCGGUGCGUUGCCGUCACCAACAAGCGGUCGAUUUCGGUGCCUUCCAAGAAGUAA
Messenger RNA from Aspergillus thermomutatus, 231 nucleotides. RefSeq lists its product as uncharacterized. The transcript has a single exon. The coding region runs from base 1 to 231 and encodes 76 amino acids. NCBI's taxonomy places the organism in Eukaryota, Fungi, Ascomycota, Eurotiomycetes, Eurotiales, Aspergillaceae. The record is from RefSeq and is a predicted model, not a curated record.